This is a messenger RNA of Sinocyclocheilus rhinocerous, 3596 nucleotides long. RefSeq names its product heterogeneous nuclear ribonucleoprotein U-like protein 1. NCBI's taxonomy places the organism in Eukaryota, Metazoa, Chordata, Actinopteri, Cypriniformes, Cyprinidae. Gene Ontology annotation, biological process: alternative mRNA splicing, via spliceosome. The transcript is spliced from 16 exons. The record is from RefSeq and is a predicted model, not a curated record. Gene Ontology annotation, molecular function: protein binding; RNA binding. Bases 109 to 2610 code for a protein of 833 amino acids. Gene Ontology annotation, cellular component: nucleus.
AAUAGCUGGUUUCUAUCUGGUCUAACCUGGCCAUUAGCGGAUCCAAGUUGGUUAUUAACUGAAUAAAGCUGAUAGACCAUCUUGGACCAGCAACAAACCAGCUAUCACAUGAUCAUAAAGUGGUCUAGCUGGUUUCUGAAACAUGAUAACUGGUUUCUAACAAGUCUGAGCUGGUCAUUAGGUGGUGCAAGCUGGAAGACCAUGUUGGAUCAGCAACAAGGUUUGGGAGGGAGAUCUCCUCUUAUGUCAUGCAUGAUGAGUGUGGAUGUGAAGAAACUGAAAGUGAAUGAGCUGAAAGAGGAGUUGCAGAAGCGUGGACUGGACACCCGAGGCCUCAAAGUGGAUCUGAUUGAGCGGCUGCAGGCGGCUCUGGAGGCUGAAAAGGAACCCACCUGCAAUGAUGAGACAGAAGCAGGUGUUGCAGAGGCUGGGAAUGAUGAGUUUUCUGACCAAGGGCAGAUGGCUGGUGAGAAAGAGGGCUCUGAUAUACACCCCAGUGUUUCUGAAGUCCCUAAAGAUGAAAAUAAACCAGAGACUGUGAAUGUACAACAGGCAAUCAUUGAGACAAUCUCCAAGGAGGAGCCAUGUUAUUGUUUCACAGAACAUGAAGUGGCACCAGUAAAGGUGAAAAAUGAGAAUGAGAUAAAGACGGAGCAACAAGAACAGCAGCGUUCUGACCCCGGCAGUGAAUGGGAAGAUCAAGAGAGCCAACAGAAUGCAGAAAGCAAGACUGAACAAGACGCACAUGCACAUUAUGGCCACAAGAGGCACUAUGAUGAAAGCCACGGUUACAGCUAUUAUGAACACCGUGAAGACAGGAGGUCCCACUCAACUCUGCCUCCUGCUGAAGAGGAUGAGGAAGACUUUGAUGGCACACUAGUGGUCAUUGAUGCUUAUAACUGCGACUUGCACUUCAAAGUCUCUCGAGACCGUUGCAGCGGCUAUCCUUUAACCAUCGAGGGGUUUGCUUACCUAUGGUCUGGAGCACGAGCAACAUAUGGUGUAAAUAAGGGACACGUGUGCUAUGAGCUGAAGGUUCUGGAAUAUCUACCAGUGAAGCAUCUUCCCAGCAGUGAGCCUGACCCUCAUGUCGUGAGAGUCGGGUGGUCUCUGGAUUCCUGCAGCACACAGCUUGGAGAGGAGGCAGUCUCUUAUGGGUAUGGCGGAACAGGGAAAAAGUCUACCUGUUGCAAAUUUGAAGAUUACGGAGAGAAAUUUGGUGAAAGUGAUGUCAUUGGAUGUUAUAUUGACUUUGACAGUCAUGAGCAGGUGGAAAUGGCUUUCUCAAAGAACGGGAAGUGGCUUGAUGUGGCAUUUCACGUAUCUAAAGAAGAACUGGCUGGUCGUGCACUGUAUCCUCACAUCCUGGUGAAGAACUGCUCUGUUGGGUUUAACUUCGGGCAACGAGCGGAUCCGUUCUUUCCUUUGCAAGAUGGUUACACAUUCAUCGGGGCUGUCAACAUAGAGAACAGGGUCAGAGGAACUGUUGGUCCCACCAACAAAUCUGAUUGUGAGGUCCUGAUGAUGGUUGGUCUUCCUGCUUGCGGUAAAACCACAUGGGCCACUAAGCAUGCAAAGAUGAACCCAGAGAAGAAGUACAACAUCCUGGGCACAAACGCCAUCAUGGAGAAAAUGAAGAUGAUGGGAUUGCGUCGCCAGCGAAACUAUGCUGGGCGCUGGGACAUCCUGAUUCAGCAGGCCACUCAGUGCCUGAACCGACUGAUCCAGAUUGCUGCCCGCAAAAGACGGAACUACAUUUUGGAUCAGACAAAUGUAUAUGGAUCAGCCCAGAGACGAAAAAUGCAUCCUUUUGAAGGGUUUCAUCGCAAGGCUAUUGUAAUUUGUCCCACGGACGAGGAUUUAAAAGAGCGAACGUUUAAGCAAACUCAUGAGGAAGGGAAGGAUGUGCCCGAUCAUGCUGUUUUAGAAAUGAAAGCCAACUUUGUGCUGCCAGAGGUUGGAGACUUCCUGGAUGAAGUGACCUACGUUGCGCUGCAAAGAGAAGAGGCUGAUGAGCUGGUCGAACGGUACAAUGAGGAGGGCCGGAAGGCUGGGCCUCCGCCUGAGAAACGCUUCGAUAACUGGGGACACCGUAGACGUGAAAGCGGCUACCAGCGGUACGACAACCACGGAGGGUUGAGAGGAGGUGAUCAGGUUAUAACCGUGAUGGCUACAAUCCGAACCGCUGGGGAGGGAAUCACAAAGACCGUCGAGAUGGAUACAGCAGCAACCAUCAGUCUGGAGGAAGCUACACUAACAACCCCUAUGGCUCCUAUAACAAAGAGGGAUAUAGCAGAAGCUACAAUCAGGGUUAUAAUCAAGGCUACAACCAGGAUAACUAUAGCCAAGGAAACUACAACCAAGGCUGCUAUGGCAGCUACAACCAAUACCCAGAUUAUGGGCAAGGUUACCAUGACAAUCAAGGAUCUGGACAAUCGUAUAACCAACAGAACUACAAUCAGCAGUAUCAACAGUAUGCGCAGCAGUGGCAGCAGUAUUAUCAGAAUCAGAGCCAGUGGAACCAGUACUACGCUCAAUAUGGGAAUUACUCUGAACAGCAGGGCAGCCAGAGCUCACACGGCUCACAGUAAUCAGGAAGCACCUCCGUAAUCACACACACACGCCACGCUUCUCUACUUACAAUACAUCCUUCCCCUUUAACUACCAUCAUUUCAUUUAUUUUCUCUUUUGUACAUCUUGUUAAACCAGUUGCACAUUUUUCCAAAACAUAGUAAGCUGACUGUUAUAAGUUAAUGAUUGUUUUGAGCUAAAAGACUCCGUAUAAACUUUACUGAUAUGAUUAUACUAGUUAGUACCACCAAACCCCUGAGUUUGAAAUAAGAGCAGAGAUAUGACUGAUGUCUAGUAUAUGUGAAAGAUAUUUUUAUUGCGAGGUGCUUCUUGUUGUAGUACCACAAACAGCCUGCAGGUGUAAAAACUGAGAUGUUUCCUCAACACUGAUUGUUUUUUUUUGCCAAAAACAAGUUUUGUUUUGCCUAAAUUCCAUUUAAUUUGGAAUGUAGAUGCUUUUCAUAUCAACUAUCAUGAGCCUUAAUUUAACACGUUAAGACGUGACCGUAAAAAGCAUGUUUUUUUGUUUAAAUUGUAGUUGUUUAGUUUGAUAUACUCGUUGCCAUCGCAACCACACAAGAUGAGAAGAUGAAGAAUGUUGUGUUGAGAACUAAAAAGUUUUAUUCUUCCUGAUAAUCCAAAAUGCUAGCUGAUUUUAAGAGUGUCGAUGAUCAUCAUGGCUGAGAAUGUACUGCAUUUUUCUCUGAAAUGUUUAGUUCUUGAUGUUCUUUGUGGAUGUUAUUUGUUCUGUCCUGUCCAGUCCAGUUUUGCUUUGAGAAUUAAAUUAUAGAACACCACCGUGACUCUGAUGAUGAUUUAAGAUACAAACAUGAUGUACAAUAGUGUUGUUAUAUAUAGCCGGACUCAUGAAAUGAAUGAAGCAUCUCAAUCACUUUUUAAUUUAUAUUUUAAUCACAUCAGGCAGUGCUUUAUGGAAAAUACGUAAGCUUUAUCAUUCCUCAAUAAAUAAAAAUCUAUAGCCUAAACUCAAGAUUUAGUAAAACAGACAUUCAAGUUGGAGAUGA